AUGAGCUCAAAGAUCAGGAGAAAACCGACCAGCCCAGUUCCUGCUCCUCAAAAGGGAGACAGCCAUCUACAUGAAGAACGUCAGGCAAGCAAGGAACUUGGGAUGGAAAGGAUUCUGCUCCCAGUUACCUCAGCUCAACUAAUACUACUGAAAGAAAAGGAAGCGACAGGAGGCCAACUCCAAAUAGUAGCAGGAAUCCUCGAAGAAAUUUUCCCAUACCCUGACUCAAUCCUGAACCAGGCAACAAGUGUAAAUUCUUCACCAAAUGACUGCCCUUUCUCUCCACAGGAGGUAGCUAGAACGAUUAACAGUCUCCCAAAAGGAAACAUCAUCUUAUUCCGUAAACCAGAAAAACCUAUUAAUGAAGCAACCUCUUACCGUCCAAUAUCACUCCUCCCAACAAUAGGCAAAGUCUUGGAGAAGCUCCUAACCCAAAGGCUCACCUACCACCUGGAAAAGAACAACCAUAUAUGCAAUAGACAAUAUGGAUUCCAUGAAGGGAAAUCAAUGGACCUGGCCAUUGACAACUUAAUGAGGGAAAUCAAACUGGCAAAACAAAACAAGAACCACGUCCUCCUGCUCUUAAUUGAUAUCAAGGGUGCGUUCGACAACAUUCAACAUGCUGCAAUCGUAGAUUACCUGAAUAAUAGCAAUAGCCCUGCCAACUUGAUAGAAAUUUUCAAAGACAUACUUAAAAAUAGAAAAGUCGUCCUCAACACAGCAGAAGGACCAGCAGAAAGAGAACAGAAACAAGGCUGCCCACAGGGAUCCUGCAGUGGCCCUGCUCUCUGGAACCUGGUAGCAAAUGAAAUCCUUCAGCAGGAUUGGCCACGCAACACCACCAUCCAGGCUUUUGCGGACGACUUUGCUAUAACUCAUGCUCCAACCAGGAAAGAAAUUGAGAACCAAAUACACGCAGCAAUAGAAAAAUUCUCCAAAUGGGCAAAUAAAAACAAGCUCAAAAACACGACCAACAACUGCGACCUUCAAAUUAGCCAACUAGAAAUAGACUAUAAGAUUUCAGGUUGGACUUCUCAUCCCUCGGUACACCUAGAAGAUCACCAGAUUUCACUUGACGAUGGAGGCUUGAGAUCGGACCCGAAUGGAAUUUACACAGAUGGAUCGAAGACGGACAAGGGAGUAGAAGCAGCGUACUGUGUCUUUAACAAUGGAGUAACUACAACAACUUGGGCAACAAAACUGGCCCACCACAACACAGUAUUUCAAGCUGAGAUCCUGGCCCUAUACAAGGCCGCAGAAUUCCUGAAGUCCACAUCAGCAACAUCUGCCAUCUACGUCGGCAAUAGGUCCAGCAUCUUAGCAACAAAAAAUCCAAAAACCAAUAACAAAUGUGCCAGGAGAAUCUUUGCAAUACUCUCUAAACACGCAAACAUAAAGAUUUCCUGGAUUAAAGCCCUGGAUAUGCAGUCCUGCAUAGCCCAUGACAUCCCUGCUCCAACCCAACCUAAAACCAACCAUUCCUUUUCUAACCCAGCCAAGCCAGCUCCUCACCAGUCUAAUCGAAUUCAGCUCGCCUACUCCAAUGCAACCCACUGCAGCCUAAAAAUCUUCAACCCAGACAACUACAACUCAGCCAAUAUCAGCUCCACAUCAUCAGCCCAGUCACCAUUACCUCCACAUCAUUAG
Messenger RNA from Argiope bruennichi, 1647 nucleotides. RefSeq lists its product as uncharacterized. Gene Ontology annotation, molecular function: nucleic acid binding. The coding region runs from base 1 to 1647 and encodes 548 amino acids. The transcript is spliced from 5 exons. The record is from RefSeq and is a predicted model, not a curated record. Lineage: Eukaryota; Metazoa; Arthropoda; Arachnida; Araneae; Araneidae.